CUGUUACAAUACGAGUCUUGGGUCUGUAUAGUGUCCUACAUAGGGAGCAUGGAGUUGCUAAACUUACGCUAUUCUUAAACCCUACAUAGGGAGCAAGAGGAGUGCGUAAUGUGUUAUUGAGACGUACCCACCCUGCCGUGGUGAAGAUCCAGGCCAGUAGAGGGAGUGUUGGUGUAAUUCUUCUUCAGCUCGAGAGAAGAAGUAGAUUUGAGCGCGGGCUUUGGAAAUGGCGGAGAACGGAGACAGUAGUGACGUGGGAACCUUUUCGUCUGAAACUCUGAAGCUGUAUGAGGCACAGUACUUCGGCUUCACUCCACAGACCUGCAUGAUGAGGGUGAACAGCGCCUUUCAGGACUGCUUGUAUGAGAUGCUGGCGGUCGUGGAGUCUGUGUUUGUGCGGAAGCUGUCCCAAGGUAAAGAUCCGCCGGAGGAGCUUCAGCUUAAAACGCGAGAGUGCACACAGAAGCUGCUCCGGUUCUUGCAGGAACGCUUUAAGAAGCUGUCUAGUCGCAUGGAAGCUCUGCUGGUGAACAGUGUUCUUUGUGUCCCUGAAAACCUCCUGCUGCCGGAAGACGAGUCCCACAGGAAGUAUCCGCAAAGCCAGGAACAGCUUUUAAAGCUGGAGGCUUCGAUCACGAACCUGCAGUCCUCUUACCAGGCUGAGGUGUGCGCCAGACAAGCGCUACUGGCUGAACUGGAGGAGCAGAAACAGACACAGGAGCAGCUGGAUGAGGUGCUGAGAUGGACCGAGGAGCUGCGCUUGGCUUGGAAACAGGAAGGCAUGGGAAAUGUGCGCGACAGCUUCCGGCAUAUGGUUGAGACUGUGAACCAACUGCAGAGCGUUAUGGGGAAGAUCAGAAAGAAGAGCAAAUCUCUAGAUGACGUGUGAGAUUCUGUGUUGUCUUGUGCCUUUGUUGUUGAUAGGAGCCCUGUCCCAUACCGUCUGUCCGUACAUUCACUGUGCACACAUGGCACUUCUUGAGAUUUUGAAAUGGUGCUAGUUGUGUAGUGACUCAGUUCAUCCACAAGGUGGAGCCAGUGGCACAGUCUACUUUUGCCACUUUCUCUGAUGGGAAAUCGUACUACAGCGAUCUGUCCGAGGCGAAGCAUCACAUUUGUAAGCAAGGGCAUUCCUUGCUGACAUUUGAAAUGCGGUCAAGCAGUUGAACACGCACACACAUUCACGCUAUUCUGAGUACACACUCUUCAUAGAAUCUCUCACUUUGAAGUUCAGUGCAAUGAGGUCUGCAUUGGAUGAGAUGAAAUUUCCCACAGGCCCAAACCUAUGGGCUCUCUUUCUUGUUCAAAGUCAGAGGGCUCUUCGCGUAAAUAAGGGUCAGCUCUGUUCGACUUCUCUUUUCCCGUAGCCUGAAGGGAAAACAUUUUGUACUGCAACUGUACAUACUUUUAUUUGAUGAGCCUGACUGUUGUUCUAACAGUUAACACUGCUCAGUUGUUUACUUGUUAUAUUCCGAAAUCAAUAAAAAUGAGUUAAUUUGAUAUAAAUCUAA
This is a messenger RNA of Astyanax mexicanus (Mexican tetra), 1511 nucleotides long. It is a transcript of the gene mis12, whose product is annotated as MIS12 kinetochore complex component. Gene Ontology annotation, biological process: mitotic sister chromatid segregation; kinetochore assembly; protein localization to kinetochore. Gene Ontology annotation, cellular component: chromosome, centromeric region; nucleus. The record is from RefSeq and is a predicted model, not a curated record. The transcript is spliced from 2 exons. The coding region runs from base 227 to 889 and encodes 220 amino acids. NCBI's taxonomy places the organism in Eukaryota, Metazoa, Chordata, Actinopteri, Characiformes, Acestrorhamphidae.